Messenger RNA from Meloidogyne enterolobii, 313 nucleotides. NCBI's taxonomy places the organism in Eukaryota, Metazoa, Nematoda, Chromadorea, Rhabditida, Meloidogynidae. The record is from the annotation of a GenBank genome assembly.
UUAUUACGGAUUUUGAAAAUGCAAUGGUUGUAGCAGCGCAAAAUGUCUUCCAUGAUGCUCACGUGACUGGUUGUUACUUUCGAUUCGCUCAGACAUUAUUUAAAAAAUGGACUGAAUAUAAUCUUGGAGUUAUUUAUGGAAAUGAAAAAAGUCAAGCUGGAAAUAUUGCGAGGAUGACAUUUCGGUUUUUUAAUUUUUUAAAUUUAAUGUGGGGUAACUUGAGUGGUUUUUUUUUGUUUUUAUUUGGCGACUUAUCCACACGUUGCUCUCUAGUUUGAAUUAGAGACCGGAUGAAGGGGGCGUAUGAGAAUCG